CCUGACAUCACCCGAGUAAUCGCGCACUGGACAGACGGUGACCGCAUUCGCCCGGCGGCCCCCAAUCGCUUGGGCAUUUCGCAGCUCGCGCCGCAGCUUCCUCCGAGGCAGGCACCAACCCUUUCAACAGCCGCUUCCAAGAUUCCUGGCAGUCGACGUUAUAUUGCUGCGAGACCAGUCUCGUUAUUCGUGCUUGCAUGCUUUAUUGCUAACGUCGCACCGCAAUGCACAUUCGAUUGUCACCGUACCAUUACAUUCGCUGAACGCCGGUGACGUGGACCCUUCUCAGAACCGACUAUUUGUUGCUGUCCCGCUGCCCGGCUGCCACGGCGGGGAAAGCUGCAGAGAGCCACGCCCACACCCGGCACAAGCGAUUGUGGUAAACCGCAGCCAUGGCGGGCAUGGAGCAGCUCGAAGUCCACAGCAAGUCGUACCUCGUCCGCUGGGUGAACGUGUCUGCCGGACACACAAUCUCCUGGAGCAUACAGCCGCACAAGAAGUCGAUCAACUUCGGUCUGUACAAGCACCCCGGCGCAGCGACCGGAAAUACAACCACCGUCACCGCCGUCUCCACCUUCGAACCGCCUCCGACACCUGGCCUCGAAGUGCCCAACCCCUCCGGGCGCGGGCGUGGCCAGUCCACCUCGCGCAAUGACAGAACCGUCGUCUUCGAGAAGCUGGACAAGAUUGGCCUGAAGCAGGUUCACUGGGUCGGGAAAUGCGAGGCCGAGAAAGUGUCCAUGGGGACUUGGGAUGUACCCGACCACGAGGGUGGCAUGUACGGUCUGGUCUUUGACAACACCUUUUCCAAGACCGUCUCCAAAAUGGUCACCUUCGUGCUGAUGACAUACCCGACCAAUGCACCACCCAAAUCAGGACACCACAUGCACUAUGCCCAGGCCAUGGGCGGGCAAAGUUCGACCAGCCUAGGGUCGAGCCCAGCACUGGGACCAACGGCGGCACAGUCUUCCGAGUCGCUGCCGCAUCCGCCGCUCGCUGAUCGACCCAAGUCGUCGUACGCAGUCGCCCCGUCGGCGAGCUCUUCGUUCCUCACUGGUGUCCUGCAGAAGAAGCGGAGGAAGAGGAACCAGGGAUACGCUAGGCGAUUCUUUUCGCUCGACUUUACAUCUUCGACGCUCUCUUACUACCGGAACGACCAUUCUUCCGCGUUGCGUGGUGCCAUUCCCCUUUCGCUAGCCGCCAUUGGCGCGAAUGAAGAGACGCGGGAAAUAUCGGUAGACUCGGGAGCGGAGAUCUGGCACUUGCGGACGAACAACACGAAAGACUUCGACACAUGGAGGGACGCACUCGAUCGAGCUUCGCGGCAUGCAGGGAUCGCCUCGCCAACACUGCAGAUACCUGACAGUUCCUCUAAGAGCGGAUCCCACAUUCUGAAUGCAGCAGAAGAAAACGAAUGGGCCAGAGUCGAAACUCUGGUAGGCAGAAUUGCAGGCACAAGAGAUGCGGUACGAAGACUUGCUCAGGACACAGACCCAAAAUACAACCAAGCGCCAGCAUCAGCGCCCGUUCCAGUCAGACAGCCUCAGGACAGCUUGUCACCCAGUCCAUCGGAAGAGAGCAGCGACUUCUUCCUGGACGACAAAAGCUUCGACAAGAAGGCAUUUUGGAAACGAAAAGCAAGCAGUUCGGGAGGCCACAGCCCUUCGAGCCUGUUCCGAAGAAGUGUCUCUGCUCAGACAGGGGUUGCAGCACCGAGCGCUGUCCCGCCUGUUCCUCCUCUUCCUCCCCUUCCUCCCAAUGGGAGUCUGUCGGUUCCGAAACGAAACAACCGCCUCAGUGUUGCAAACUCAACACAUGAAGACGGCCUUCACGAUCAUUGCAUGGAGCUUUUACAUGACCUUGACACAGUGGUUAAAGAGUUUUCUGCAUUAAUCUCUGAAAGCCGACAAAGACGUACCCCUGCACCUUUAUCGGCCAUAUCUUCUAGGCGAAGUAUAGACUCGCAAGAAUCUGCGGACGAAUUCUUCGAUGCCACCGACGGUGGAACUGCGCACUCGCAACUCCUUACCAUUCGUCGCGAUAGCUCAGGGGCUCGUUCGCACGAUGACGUCUCCGAUGGUGGAUCCGAAUCAUCCUCUGACAACGAAGGAGGUGGCUUCUUUGACAACCGCGCAUCCUUGGAAGUUCAGCCAUCCAUCUUUCCAAAGAAGCCCAAGUCCUUGACUCCACUCCCGUCAGACCCAGUGCCCCGUCGCAGAGAUGUCCCAAUAUCGAAGACUACGCCUCCAAGUCUGAUCGCUUUCCUCAGGAAGAAUGUCGGGAAGGAUCUUAGUACCAUCGCUAUGCCUGUAACAUCUAACGAGCCUACAUCUGCACUGCAACGUCUGGCCGAACAGCUCGAAUAUACCGAGCUCCUCGACACCGCGACUCAAGUUCCCGCGGAGACAGGGGAGCGCCUGGUAUACAUGGCUGCCUUUGCCAUUUCCGCCUUUAGCAAUGCUCGCGUCAAGGAACGCGCCGUGCGCAAGCCGUUCAACCCUAUGCUAGGCGAGACCUUCGAGCUCGUCCGUGAAGACAAAGGCUUUAGAUUCGUUGCUGAAAAAGUCGUUCAUCGGCCCGUACGCAUGGCAUGUCACGCUGAAUCUACGAAUUGGACGUUUGUCCAAGCUCCCACCCCAGUCCAGAAGUUCUGGGGUAAAAGUUUUGAAAUCAACACCGACGGGAAGGCAAGAGUGUUCUUGCACGACGCAGGUGAGCACUACAGCUGGACCAUCGCAAGCAGCUUUCUCCGGAACGUCAUCGCCGGCGAAAAAUACAUCGAGCCCACAGGCACCAUGACAGUCCUCUGCGAGACAACAGGCGCAAAGGCCGUCUGCACGUUCAAAGCAGGCGGUAUGUUCGCCGGCCGCUCCGAGGAAGUCACCGUGCAGACAUUCGACAACUCGGGCAAUACGCUCACCGCCGGCGCGCAGGGCAAGUGGACGAGCGACCUCGUGCUCACGCCCACGGGCAAGACAGUGUGGAAGGUCGGCGCGCUCGUCGACAAGCCCGAGAAGCACUACGGGUUCACCACGUGGGCGGCGAGUUUGAAUGAGAUCAGCCCGCUAGAGAAAGACCACCUUCCACCGACGGACUCAAGGCUCCGGCCCGACCAGCGCGCGGCGGAAAACCAGGACAUGGAUUCUGCGGAGGGGCUUAAGGCGCGUCUGGAAGAGCGGCAGCGCGCGAGGAGGCGUGUCAUGGAGGAGCAUGGGGAGGAGUGGACGCCCAAGUGGUUUGUCAAGGGUGGACCCGAGGUGGAGAGUGCGUUGGGCGGCGAGGAGGUGUGGCGGCUCAAGUCUGGGAAGGAGGGGUACUGGGAGUGUCGUGAGCGGGGGGACUGGGAGGGCGUCACGGAUGUGUUCCAGUUGUAGAGGGGCUGCGGGGCGCAUGCAUUGGAAAGCAUGAUGACAUCGUGAAUGUGAGAGCAAAAACGAAAUCUACGGUGGUCCCUAUGUCAUCUUGUGCGAGAAGAGAAACAUGUGUUGCCUCAAGAUCUUGGGUGUAUUUGGAAGGUUGAGCCUCGCGAUCAAGCGAGGUAUCAGCAAUUCUACGAUGUAGCAGGGUCUUUUGUGUGGGGAAAGUUCACAGAUGCCUGAUGCCCGUCGCGCCA
Molecule: messenger RNA, 3613 nt
Organism: Paraphaeosphaeria sporulosa
Lineage: Eukaryota; Fungi; Ascomycota; Dothideomycetes; Pleosporales; Didymosphaeriaceae
Product: oxysterol binding protein 1
Exons: 2
Coding region: 393-3374 (993 amino acids)
Biological process (GO): ER to Golgi ceramide transport; piecemeal microautophagy of the nucleus; exocytosis
Cellular component (GO): cytosol; plasma membrane; perinuclear endoplasmic reticulum
Molecular function (GO): sterol binding
Source: RefSeq, a predicted model, not a curated record